Messenger RNA from Pantherophis guttatus, 954 nucleotides. RefSeq names its product olfactory receptor 5V1-like. The record is from RefSeq and is a predicted model, not a curated record. NCBI's taxonomy places the organism in Eukaryota, Metazoa, Chordata, Lepidosauria, Squamata, Colubridae. Gene Ontology annotation, cellular component: membrane. Gene Ontology annotation, molecular function: olfactory receptor activity. Gene Ontology annotation, biological process: G protein-coupled receptor signaling pathway.
AUGAUUCUUGAAUUAUCUGAGCUGGAAAACCAAACUGUAAUGACAGAGUUUAUUCUCUUGGGACUCUCCAAUGAUCCAAAAAUACAGGAUUUUCUUCUUUUCUUCUUCAUGAUCAUUUUUUUAGUCACUAUCCUGGCUAAUAUGGUAAUUAUAUUGGUGAUCAGGUCUGAACUUCACCUUCACACCCCCAUGUUCUUCUUUCUCAGACAUUUAGCUUUCGUUGACAUUUGUUACUCAUCGGUCACUGUUCCCAAAAUGCUGGCAAACUUUAUCCAGAAGCAAAAAACUAUUUCUUGGGAAGGUUGUAUUGCACAGAUUGCCUUCUUUUUCCAAAUUGCUGGAGCGGAAGUGUUCAUCCUUUCAGCAAUGGGUUAUGACCGAUAUGUGGCUAUAUGUCACCCGCUGCACUACAGCAGAUAUUUGACAAAAGAGGUAUGCAAUAAAAUGGUGGGUGGUGCUUGGCUCCUGGGUUUCUUUCAUUCUAUAGGCAAUGCCCUUCCUUUGCUAAAUCUCAGUUUUUGCAGCAACAAUGUCAUUAAACACUAUACUUGUGACCUUCCUCCACUCUUGGCUUUGUCUUGUACAGAGACUCUCACUAAUUACAUUAUUCUUCUAAUAUUUGUGUUUGCAUUAGGUUUUAGCUCAUUUCUUUUCACCUUGGUCUCUUACAUUCGCAUCAUUUCAACCAUCCUGAAAAUUAAAUCAGCAAAAGGCAGGCAAAAAGCUUUCUCUACAUGUAGCUCCCACCUUAUUGUUGUGGGUUUAUUUUACCUUACAUCUUUUUUUCACUAUAUGAAGCCAAGUUCAGAAUCACUCAUGGAUCUGGACAAAGUGAUCUCUAUUCAAUAUAGCAUUUUAACUCCAAUGUUAAACCCUAUCAUUUACAGUCUGAAAAACAAAGAGAUCAAAUCAGUUCUAUUGAAAAUGUUUGGAAAAUGGAGGACCAUUCAUUAG